Molecule: messenger RNA, 6287 nt
Organism: Doryrhamphus excisus (bluestripe pipefish)
Lineage: Eukaryota; Metazoa; Chordata; Actinopteri; Syngnathiformes; Syngnathidae
Gene: pik3ca
Product: phosphatidylinositol-4,5-bisphosphate 3-kinase, catalytic subunit alpha
Biological process (GO): cell migration; phosphatidylinositol-3-phosphate biosynthetic process; phosphatidylinositol-mediated signaling
Cellular component (GO): phosphatidylinositol 3-kinase complex, class IA; plasma membrane; cytoplasm
Molecular function (GO): 1-phosphatidylinositol-3-kinase activity; 1-phosphatidylinositol-4-phosphate 3-kinase activity
Source: RefSeq, a predicted model, not a curated record
ACAUUAUUUGGGUGAUGAUUGGCAGGCCAAAUGAAUUGCCAGUUUGUUGCCCGCGGCCCACUCGUUGAGGACCACUCGUUAGUGUGUGUGUUAGGGUCAGGAGCAUAUGCUACAGCAUACAGAGAGGGAGGACGGCCAACAGACAAACAGCAUGGCUGCACUAUAGCAGGGAGAUAACUUGGCCGCUCAGUUCAUAACAUCCUCACCACUGACCGACCAUGUUGGUCUGCUUCCAUUCACGAUAAGGCAAAACAGCGGAAACGACUCCCCAAGGUGCCAAAGGAUAGCUAAAGGACGGAGAACAGACUGCUUAGGGAACCGGAGAGGUCCGCUAGCUGACUGGCAUUAGCCGUGUACAGGCUCCACCAUCAUCUCCAUACAAUUCGUCUCCUCUCUUCACACCUCCCAGUGACAGCCCGAGGAUGGAUUGAAACAUGUGUGGAUCUCGCCCAUCAUCUACUGCUCUCUGAGCUAUUCUGUGUGAGUGAACUGGGAGAAAGAGAGGAAGAUGCCUCCCAGACCAUCCUCGGGGGAAUUAUGGGGCAUCCACCUGAUGCCUCCCAGGAUUCUGGUGGAUUGCCUGUUGCCCAAUGGGAUGAUUCUGACCCUGGAGUGCCUCCGUGAAGCCACGCUCAUUACCAUCAAACAUGAGCUGUUUAAAGAAGCCAGAAAGUACCCCCUGCACCAUCUUUUGCAGGAAGAGACCUCCUAUAUAUUUGUCAGUGUUACUCAGGAAGCUGAGCGGGAGGAGUUUUUUGAUGAAACUCGAAGGCUGUGUGAUCUCAGACUAUUUCAGCCUUUCCUUAAAGUCAUUGAACCAGUUGGCAACAGAGAGGAGAAGAUCCUGAACAGAGAGAUUGGUUUUGCCAUUGGCAUGCCAGUGUGUGAGUUUGACCUGGUGAAGGACCCUGAAGUUCAAGACUUUAGGAGAAACAUUCUGAAUGUGUGUAAAGACUCUGUGGAGCUGAGAGAUGCCACCGGGCCCCACAGCCGAGCCCUGUAUGUUUAUCCACCCAAUGUCGAGUCCACACAGGAACUCCCAAAACACAUUUACAGCAAACUGGACAAAGGUCAAAUUAUUGUUGUAAUUUGGGUGAUUGUGUCUCCAAAUAAUGACAAACAAAAGUAUACAUUGAAGAUCAACCAUGACUGUGUGCCUGAGCAGGUGAUUGCAGAAGCCAUUCGUAAGAAGACACGAAGUAUGCUGCUUUCCCCCGAACAACUAAAGAUGUGUGUUCAGGAAUAUCAGGGUAAAUACAUCCUCAAAGUUUGUGGCUGUGAUGAGUACCUGCUGGAAAAGUACCCCAUCAGCCAGUAUAAGUACAUCCGUAGUUGUAUCAUGCUGAGCAGGAUGCCUAACCUGAUGCUGAUGGCAAAGGACAGCCUUUACACCCAGUUGCCUACCGAUAACUUUGUCAUGCCGUCAUACUCGCGUCGCAUCUCCACGGCAACAUCCUAUAUGAAUGGCGAGGCAGCUGCCAAGUCACUGUGGACCAUCAAUGGAACGCUCCGAAUACGGAUCCUCUGUGCCACCUAUGUUAAUGUCAAUAUAAGGGACAUAGAUAAGAUUUAUGUAAGAACAGGCAUUUACCAUGGAGGAGAACAGAUGUGUGACAAUGUAAACACACAAAGAGUCCCAUGCUCUAACCCCAGAUGGAAUGAGUGGCUGACAUAUGACAUGUACAUCCCAGACAUCCCCCGUGCUGCCAGACUUUGCCUCUCUAUUUGCUCGGUCAAAGGCAGGAAGGGAGCCAAAGAGGAGCACUGUCCUUUGGCCUGGGGCAACGUCAACUUAUUUGACUACACCCACACUCUGGUGGCGAACAAGAUGGCGCUGAACCUGUGGCCUGUUCCUCAUGGCCUGGAAGAUCUCCUCAACCCCAUUGGAGUCACAGGCUCCAACCCCAAUAAGGAAACGCCAUGUCUGGAGCUGGAAUUCGAUCACUUCAGUAGUCCGGUCAAGUACCCAGAUAUGAAUGCUGUUGAGGAUCAUGCUAACUGGACAAUCUCAAGGGAACUGGGGUUUAACUACAACUUCUCUGGUCAGAGCAAUCGCGUCGCAAGAGACCACGCCCUCACCGACACUGACACAGAUCAGUUGAGACAGCUAAGUAACAGAGACCCUCUCUCAGAAAUCACUGAACAGGAGAAAGACUUCCUCUGGAGACAUAGGCACUAUUGCAUGAAUAUCCCAGAGAUCCUUCCCAAGAUCCUCCUUGCUGUCAAAUGGAACUCCAGAGAUGAAGUAGCACAGAUGUACUGUUUGUUGAAGGAAUGGCCGUCCAUUCGUCCAGAGCAGGCCAUGGAACUGCUGGACUGCAACUACCCAGAUCCCAUGGUCAGACACUUUGCUGUACGCUGCCUCGAUAAAUACCUGACUGAUGACAAAUUGUCUCAGUAUCUCAUCCAGCUUGUACAGGUGUUGAAAUAUGAACAGUACCUUGACAAUCCUCUGGCCCGUUUCCUCCUUAAAAAGGCUUUAACUAAUCAAAGAAUAGGGCAUUUUUUCUUUUGGCAUCUUAAGGCUGAAAUGCACAACAAAACAGUGAGCCAAAGGUUUGGUCUGCUGUUAGAAGCUUACUGCAGGGCUUGCGGCAUGUAUCUGAAACACCUAAGCAGACAAGUGGAGGCCAUGGAGAAGCUCAUCAACCUCACCGACAUUCUGAAACAGGAAAAGAAGGAUGAGACACAAAAGGUCCAGAUGCGAUUCUUGGUAGACCAGAUGAAAAGACCUGACUACAUGGAUGCACUACAGAAUUUCACCUCUCCUCUUAACCCUGCCCACCAACUGGGCAACCUGAGGUUAGAUGAAUGCAGGAUCAUGUCAUCUGCAAAAAGACCAUUGUGGCUCAACUGGGAAAAUCCGGACAUCAUGUCUGAGCUACUCUUUCAGAACAAUGAGAUUAUCUUCAAAAAUGGAGAUGACCUGCGACAGGAUAUGCUGACUCUACAGAUUAUCAAAAUCAUGGAGAACAUCUGGCAGAAUCAGGGACUUGACCUACGCAUGCUUCCAUACGGCUGUCUGUCGUUAGGAGAUUGUGUGGGGCUCAUUGAGGUGGUUCGUAGCUCACACACCAUCAUGCAGAUUCAGUGUAAAGGUGGCUUGAAAGGGGCUUUGCAGUUUAAUUCAAACACUCUGCAUCAGUGGCUCAGAGAUAAGAACAAGGGCGAGAUGUAUGAUAUGGCUGUGGAUCUUUUUACAAGGUCCUGUGCUGGCUACUGUGUAGCUACAUUUAUUCUUGGGAUUGGAGAUAGGCACAACAGCAAUAUUAUGGUCAAAGAUGAUGGACAGUUGUUCCAUAUAGACUUUGGACACUUCCUGGAUCACAAGAAGAAGAAAUUUGGCUAUAAGAGAGAGCGAGUGCCCUUUGUAUUGACACAAGACUUCCUCAUCGUCAUCAGUAAGGGCUCUCAGGAGUGUGCCAAAACCAAAGAGUUUGAAAGGUUCCAGGAAAUGUGUUAUAAAGCCUAUCUGGCCAUACGGCAGCAUGCUAACCUGUUCAUCAACCUGUUCUCCAUGAUGCUGGGUUCUGGCAUGCCUGAGUUGCAGUCAUUUGAUGACAUUGCCUACAUUAGGAAGACGCUGGCCCUAGAAAAAACAGAACAGGAGGCGUUGGACUAUUUUAUGAAACAAAUGAAUGACGCUCACCACGGUGGGUGGACCACCAAGAUGGACUGGAUUUUCCACACAAUUAGACAACACGCACUAAACUGAGCCGACCACCAGUCGCCUCAAUGUGGUCGCCACUUGCAGGUUUGAUGUGUCACUGGAUUUUCCGUCAUCCCACCUUGCAUAAGAUGCUCAUGAAUACAGGAAUCUCGCAGUUUAUUGUCAUUAUCAGUAUUUAUUUAUUUUAAAACGCAUCUUUUCUCAUUAGUUUUGUCUGCGUAAUCUAUUUUCACCUGCUGGUGCGGUCUCAAUGAUGCCUUUUUACUAUCUGGAGCCACAUAUCCUUGAAGCUCCUUCACGGAGGCUAACCAAAUACAUUCUUUGUUUUUGUAUAACACUGGAAUAUGGAAAAUGGAUGUUACUCCUUCCGCUUGAGAAGAACCUUUUAUGUGUGCAGCUACAAAUGUAGCCACUUGUGAGUCUUGCUACUGUAUUAGUGCUCCUUGCGUGUCCGCUUAGAAAGGAGAGACUUGUAAGUCGAGAAGCAGGAGGACAUGGAAAAUGAAGUAAAUCACUGCGUCACUGCGAUGGCUGCCACUAGACACAGUCUUCCACCUUGUGUGUGUGGUCUAACAUCUGUGAGCUGAUACGGGUGCGCCUUGCCACCUUAUUACCCCCCGCCCCCCUUGCAGACUCCCCAGUAUUCCCCACCCCAAGCCUCAAAGAGAAAGCACUGCACCCUCGGGGGCAUUUGUUGGUGGUGCACCAUGAGUACUUUUAAGCCAACUUCAGGGUGAUGUUGCCUCUCCAUCAAAAGCCACCAUUCUGAAUAACGAGAAAAAGGACUUAUUAUAACUUUCUAAAAGUUUUAUGUCAUCGUUUUCAUUCAUUUGUUCCAGUGGCAACCCCUACAUGCUGUUGUUUGUCACAUCUUUCUAGUUGCAUGCACCAAGUGGAAUUUUCUAAAUGAUUUAUUUUUGUGAUGCAAAAAGAACAGAGUGACAGUGCCAGUCUCCUCUUUUGUGAGUUUAGUUUGAGACCCAGGUGAAUGUCAUGUCUUCCUGUUUGAUCAAAAUGCCUUUCCGUCACAGCGUAACAUAUUAUGUAUAAGUAUAUUGCCAUGGAAACCAUAGCACUGAAAAACUGGAGUUAAUUUGCCUCUUUUAAUCAUGCAAUUAUCAUGUCUGCCAUGAGAAUGUUUAAUGUUGUUUUCAGAACUAGCACAUCUUCUCGUUAAACUGACAUUGUCUCUCCUAUAACACAACACUCUGAGACAGCACAUUUAGCGGUGGUCCGCUUUUAAUAUCAGUUCAGUGGUAUUGGGGAGCCAUGAAAAGUGAUGGCUAGAAUGUAUUUAACUGCUGCCUUAUGUGCACUCAUUAUUUAUAUCAUGUAUGUUUUUGUUCUGUUUCUUUAAAAUGCAUCUUGCAGUCGAUCAAAAUAGUUCCAGAGUUUGCAAGAAAAAAAUGUGUGCGCUUAUAAGUUCUUGUUGGUAGAAAUUCUACUGUUCCCUGUUUUUUUGUUUGUUUUUUUUUGCAUGUUUCUGAUGCAGCUGUGUAUGUAAAAUGGCAAGCAGCAUGAAGGUCCAGACCAACUUUUUUUUACGGAAAACAACUUUGUGCAUAUUGUUCAGCUGUAGUCUUGAAUGUUCUUGCAUGUGUUCUUAUGUCUGCACCGGUUGCAGAACAUCAUUGGCAGGUCCCAGUGACAACCCACUAUAUUGUGUGUGUGUGUGUGUGUGUGUGUGCUCAUAUGUAAAUGUGUUGCAAACAUUUAAUUCUUAACUGUUGAUUUACUUUUGUAUUGUUUUUAGGGACAAAAUUACAGGGGGUAAAAAAAAAAAUCGAUACUCCAUCAAAUCUCCAUCGCUCCAUUUUUUGGUGUUUGUGUCACUGUCGUGAAUGGCAGUUAGCAUCCAGGCCAAACUAGCUGAGUACAAAUUCCUCAAAUUGUCAUCCACAUUUGCAAAUGCAUUAUGAUUGCAAAUACAAUCAAAUGAUAGGAACUGACGAGUCCUACCCUAGUCACCCCAAAUACAACAUGCAACCCAAUGCAAUACAAAUGUGAAAUGAACAAAUUGUCUUUAGGUGCUAAUGUUUUUCCAUUGUGUUACCAUUUGGGUUCAAAUUGUCAUCUGAUGUUAGCAUUUUUGUUUUCUUCUUGGACCUGUACUGUACUAUUGUGAAUGUUACUGGUUUAAACUGAAUGGAUUUUGUCAGUUGUAGAAAUACAGAAACUCCAUUUUGGAUCAAAUUAUUGUUCAUUAUCACUUCUCAAAUGACCCAAAUGAAAAUGGAUGCAGUGAUAUACACGUUGUCCUUUUUAUACAGUAUGCAGUGUUGCUUCUUGUACAUGACAUAAUGUCAUACAUUUCCAUAACAUGACUGAACCUUAGCCUAUACUAUGAAUGUGCAGUGGGCCAAUGUAUAGUUUGUCACAUCCUACCUGCAUGAGAUUGUUUAAAGGUGAAGUGUCCACAUACAAAUAUUUGUCAAUGAAUGCCUUAAUUUACCCUUUGUUGGAACACUACUUCAUCCUGUCAUAACAUGUUUUAUUUUUAAUUAUAAUAUAUAUUUUUUUUCUUUAUUGGCUGCUUGGUCACAAAGUAAGUUUGCACCCUGACUGACUGACCAUCAGAGUGUUCUGUGAAGAUGUACAAAUACAUUUGUUAAACAUU